AGUUUGGACAACUCUGCUCUAGGGUAUAGAGAAGCUCUUUAAUAGAAGGGACCAUGGCAACCAUAACCCUGAUGAAGGUAGAACUGGGACGUACCUGCAGGAGAAGGGCGGGGUGGAUGGAUAUGACCAAGCAAAUAAGAUCAAAGGUCCAACAGCAACGAAUGACACACUUUAAAAUUCUGAGCAAGCUUCCUGGUUGACUGAGCAGAACUUGAACAUCCGAGAGGGAAAGCAGAAUCUGCAAGGUCAGGAAAUACAUAGCUGCAUUGCUCAGCAUGGACAACCAAGCAUUCGUGGUUAUUCCUCACCAUGGUGUGAUGGCCAGCCACCCAAACCAGAUUUUGUACCCAACUGGUGCCAUGCAUUUGGGUGGUCAGCCGCUCGGAACAGGCUAUCCAGGGAGCCAUCUCUAUGGAGGAACUGAGCCAGCUGGUAACUUACGUACAGAACGCAAAGGAGAACCCAGGGUGCUAGGGGCUAUCCAGAUUCUGAUUGGCUUGGUUCACAUUGGUUUUGGGAGCCUCUUGACCCUUCUCUUGGACAGAAGCCGAUCAUACACUGUGCUCUCUGGAUAUGUGUACUGGGGCGGACUCAUUUUCAUCAUUUCCGGAUUUGCAUUGGCGAUAACUGAGCAUAACAGAUCAUCCCUACAGAUGAAAGUCAGCACAUGCCUGAACAUUGUGAGCACUCUUGCUGCAACCGUUGGGAUAAUUGUUCUCCUCAUAGAUGAAAAUGUUUUUACUGUUUAUUAUACGCCCUCUGACUUAAUACGCCAGAGAGUAGCCCUAGGACUUUUAAAUGUCAUCUUGAUCUUUGCCAUCCUGGAGUUCUUCAUUGGAAUGGUCUCUCUAAGUUUUGGGUAUGAAGCAAUAUUCCGUCGAGGUGAAGAGGCAAUAUAUGAUGUGCCAGAUGCAGUCAUACCACACCAAGGAAAUCUUCUGCCAAUAGGUCCUCCUCCAUCCUAUGAAGCAUAUGCCAACCCGUGCUAUGAACCCUCAAGCCAGGGAGAAUAGAAAAGCCAAGAUGAGAUUCCUAAGAACAAUUACACCCAAUUCAGGUCUUCUGGAAUGCCAAGUCAAUCACAAACUUCAGAUGUGUCUCUGCUGUGUUAUGUACAUAGUUUUGGGAGAAAGGCCUGGGAAUAAGAAGGCAUGUCUCUUUGAAACUCCACUGUUGCUGGCACAAUGUCCUAGCUUCCCCAUUGUAAAGCAACCUACCUGUCGCGAUUCAAGCCAGAGAUAGACUGAUCAAUCUGAUUCUGUCCUCUCUCAGUUUCGCUGGCACCAAAUCAUAGGUCUGUUCCAUGCGGUUGUUGUAUAGAUUUUUUUGUUGCUCAAAGGAUGGACAAAAAGUUUCUAUUUAAAUUGUGCACAUUUUGUAUGUAUCUCUUAGGUCAAACUGACACACUCUUUUCAUCAAAUAUGCAUUUCCCAAUACUUUUCAAUGCAUUUUCCUGUAAAAUGUGAAUUUUGUAAAAAAAUUAAAUUUAAAAUAUGUGUGCCCUUUACACGCAC
This is a messenger RNA of Podarcis raffonei (Aeolian wall lizard), 1514 nucleotides long. RefSeq names its product membrane-spanning 4-domains subfamily A member 15-like. NCBI's taxonomy places the organism in Eukaryota, Metazoa, Chordata, Lepidosauria, Squamata, Lacertidae. The record is from RefSeq and is a predicted model, not a curated record. The coding region runs from base 276 to 1013 and encodes 245 amino acids. Gene Ontology annotation, biological process: cell surface receptor signaling pathway. The transcript is spliced from 7 exons. Gene Ontology annotation, cellular component: plasma membrane.